ACAACAACAACAACAACAACAACAACAACAACAACUGCCAAGCCAUUGAUGAUGACGACGAAGAAGACACAAAGGCACACCAGCGUUUGCACGCUCGACGUGACUGGCGAGGGCGAAACUUUACCAAUGGAUGUGGAGCAGGUUUGUCAGUGGCUGACUGAUGUGCGAGAGUAUGACAAGGCCCACAAAGCACACAAGUCAUGGCCACCGUUCGUGCCAGCAGACGCCACUGUUCUCUUGAAACAGGCAGAGGCUUUGCUUGCACAUGGGACAGAUCCAAAGUUGCGCCAAAGAGACGCGAUCACCUUCUUGGAUGCAGCAACUGUCACGUUCGAAUUUGCAUUGUCGAUCGUGACGAGCACAGAGAGCAGCCUUCGCAAGUAUGGCAUCAGUGACCUCACUGACGUUCCCGCCAUCGAAGGUAUUAUUCAGUCUGCGCUGGGAUUAUUUCGGGUCAACUGGAGUGGAGAAACACUGAAGGAUUCUGCCGUACUUCUUCUCUUCGCGGCUCAGCUACUACGGCUCUCCUUCGCGCAACCUUACAAACGCCUUUUGCGAGGCAAACAAGAAGAGCUGGCGCGUGAAAUUGUUCAAGCCGUGCUUCCAAGUUUCCUGGAAUUGGCGCAGGACAUCGAGCCAGGCACGAAUGACGCCCACCUCAACGCCAUCACCCGCCCUUUCAAGCUCAACAAAUCUCAUGUUCAGCCGAUGCUCUUUGCUUGCCUGCUGGAGGUGCUGACCCUACUCCUCAUUGACCCAAAGUCGGACGACUCUUUGCAUGGGCCCACAAUGGCUGAGCUGCUUGAAACGACACGGUGCAGCAACGACGUUGACAUGGCACUGAAAUGCAUCGUGGGCACGCGCGAGGUCUUGAGUGUGAUCGAGCCGUGUCUAUGGCAUGACGAAAAGCCGGCACGACAGGAGCGGUGCGUGCGGUUUCUGUCAGCGCUGUUCGCCGACUGGAGCCCAGACGAAGCUGAUCACCUGGCCACAAUCAGCGAGCCACUCAUUCCGGGGAUCCUUGCUUGUGUGGCCAGUCGCAAUGAGCGGCUUGUCCAUGCUGCCGCCGUGUGCCUCAAGCACCUCGUGUUUCGAAUGCCGCGCAUUCAGCAGCAUGUGUUGCAGCAUGAUGCUCCACGGGUGCUCGCGCAGGCAAUUUCCGACCCCUGCGAAUCUGCUAAAGUUGGUUGUACAAUCGCCCUCCUGCACGCUCUGAUCAACUGUGUUUUUGAUAUGGACAGUCACACAUGGGUUGACACCAUCACUGAGUCAAUCUGCUCUGUGACACAGCACUGCUCCAAGACCCGCGACCUGCUGAGGGUGGCAGCAAUCGCUACAGUAUCAAUCGAGUGGGUGAGCCGGCAGUUGGCAGACAACCCAUCUGAACGUGCACAUGCGUCUCAACAGGAACACGUGCGGUACAGCCUCUGCUGCCUCAUCAGCGCCCUAAGCAAUCGCGUGUUCAAACCUUUGGCUGAUGACAGACGACAGCACUACGAUAUUCGGCGCAACAGGAAUGCACUCUGGCCCAUGAGUCUGAUCCCUGAUGCCGACACCUUUGCAGCACGCGUCUUUGCCGCUGUCAGUGUCACUCAGGAGUCGCUGGAUGCUUGGACAGGCAUGUACUGGCUGGGUGAGCCGAGCGAUGGCACUGUUCCGAGUACUCUCCUGCACCGCCUGUGCCAGUGUGGCCUGGAGCCGAUGCACGUGCAGCGCCUCCUUCGCGACGGCGUCCACGCUCAUCUGCCAUUGGAGAAAGAAGCAGCAACAGUAGAGUUUGUUGUUGCUGAGCUGCUGGUUUAUGUGCAGCAGUUGGCGGAGACUCACAUUCCCACCAUGGAGAUUGUGAUGCACACCAGAGGCGCCAUGGGCUGGGCUCUUCGGCGCCGGUUCUGGCAGUGGUUGCAGAAGUGGCAGAAAGAUGAGGAUGCAUUGUUGGGUGGAAUGGCUGCUGUAUCAUACCCAACCCUGGAGGAAGCGCGUAGCUGGCUGCAAGAGUUCGUGAGUGUUUCUGCUAGUGUGCCUUUCAACACUCCAACAGCGGACUGCCAGAACCCCGGGGUGUAUGAGAAGCUGAAGACGGCAGUGGACACGCGCACGCAGCAGGAGCUGUCUUUGACUCUUGGAACGCAGCUGAAACAAGAGCGCGAGGUGGUUGUGGCCUUAUCUCAUCGCAGGCUGCCACAUAGUCGCACGGGAAACAAGGUGCUGUUAACAGCAGGCAAGGCAACGCCACCUGCAGGCAUGACGCGGUGGUACCAUGGGUGCGCGGGAUUCCAAGCGCUGCAGAUCCUGCAGCACGGCACGGUCAGCAAGGGCACGACUGCACACGCGCAUGACCUCGGCUUAUCUCCCAGCUUCUACUUGCAUGAGCAGUUUUCGUGCGCAGCCCAGCAGGCCGAAGCACGUGCUCAAAGCGGAAAGGGGGUUGGUUUGCUGGAGCGGUCCCCUGCCGUGCUGGUGUUUGAUAUUCCAGAGGAUGAGCUCAGGCAGUUCAACUUCUUGAUUGUGGACAACAAGCAGCAGUCAAAGUGCUGUCUCUUUGCAUCCCACAACGCCGAAAGCAUUUUACAGAAUCUUGCUGAUAGUGACGAUGAUGUGGAUGCCCUGCGUGAUCAUGUGCGGCAGAUGGCCAAUGAAGUAUGGCGCAUGAGGACAAGGAUUUCAAUUGUGCGUGGCGAGGACAGCGGCGACGACGAUGGUGAUGACGACGACGAUGAUGAUGUCGACGACGACGAUGAUGAGGAUGGUGGUGCAAACCCAUAUCGUUCACGCCUGACGCACAGUUGCGACAUCACCAAAGAUGAAUUGGAGCAGUUUGGUUCUGGCGGCCGUGAUGACCUGAAGCGGCAGCUUGAGCGAGUGACGAGAUGGCUCGCACACUCUUUGGACGAAUUUGACUGGGUGUUCUCGCACGCGAGCAAGACCCCCCACCGCCGGCUGGAUAAGAUUGCGCUCCGAGAGGAGUGGGGGCGUGGACAGACAGACACAUGGGCGGCAAAGUAUCUUGAAGGUCCCAGAAAGCGAAACACAGCAGUCGGUCAGCUUGCUGUGAAGAGCAAGAAACGUGUGCUUGACUUCAUUUCACAUCACCUGACCGCCGUCCUCGUAUUUGCUGAUGAUUUAGCGGUUAAGAGCAUCGAAGAUGUGGAACGAAGGCAGGCUGAGGGAUGGCAACAUAAGGAAAAGAAGCGAGCUAACGCGGUUCGGAAGAUGAUCGAGAGGCAAAAUGCAGAACUGAAGCAACAGCGUCGGGAGGAAAUGGCGAAGAAACGUGAAGAGUGCUCGGAGAAGCAACAGGCAGCGCAGCCAAGGCCAUCUGCGGUCGAUGCACAGAAAGAGAAGCGGGAGAGUGUUAAGACGGAGGCGGAUGCACAAGAAUGGGUGCAGGUGGAAGUGGUACGCCGUGGGAAAGCGAAAGCACAAGCUGAGCCAAGAAAGAACGCCAAGAAGAAGGCAGAGAAGAAGAACAAGAACCAGAAAAAGAAACAAAGCAAGGCCGCCGCGGAAGACCAGUCAAACGACACCAACCAGCCACGACGCACAAAGAAGAAGGUCAUUUGUCGCUGGUAGUGCUCAAAGUGCAGCUUUGUUUUCCUUGGGGUUGUGGGCCUUAUGUUUGUCCAAGUGCUCAGGCGCCCACCUUUGCACCAUCAUGUUUGUUGUUGUUCUUGGUGGCGGUGUUGGCGGUGGUCGUGACUCCCAUCUGUGUCGUCUCCAGCCUUGUUGUUUGUUUGACUCUGGUGCGUGUGUGCAUGUUCUGUUGGAGCGUUGUGUCGUGUCUUGGAUUUUCCCCUCAAGCUUCCCUCCGUUUUCCCACUUGCACAAGGCGUGUGAUGCGACUUCUUACCGUGCUCCGUCCAUCCCUUUUCCCCCUUCAAUUCAACUUUUUCAUUUCACAUAAACCCAAUGAACCCA
Messenger RNA from Salpingoeca rosetta, 3918 nucleotides. RefSeq lists its product as uncharacterized. The transcript has a single exon. The record is from RefSeq and is a predicted model, not a curated record. Lineage: Eukaryota; Choanoflagellata; Craspedida; Salpingoecidae. Bases 49 to 3573 code for a protein of 1174 amino acids.